Messenger RNA from Aspergillus steynii IBT 23096, 1711 nucleotides. Its product is annotated as hexokinase family protein. Gene Ontology annotation, molecular function: ATP binding; D-glucose binding; fructokinase activity. The record is from RefSeq and is a predicted model, not a curated record. The transcript is spliced from 2 exons. Gene Ontology annotation, biological process: intracellular glucose homeostasis; glucose 6-phosphate metabolic process; glycolytic process. Gene Ontology annotation, cellular component: mitochondrion; cytosol. Bases 19 to 1695 code for a protein of 558 amino acids. Lineage: Eukaryota; Fungi; Ascomycota; Eurotiomycetes; Eurotiales; Aspergillaceae.
CGAAGACGGAAAGACAGCAUGUCCAGGCCGACCUCAGCCGGCCAGGAGAGCCCGACAGCUAUUCCGGACCGGAGCGAAUUCCUCGCCAAACUCCUACUAGACGUUGAUACGCUCUAUCGGUUGUCUUCUCGCCUAUCGUCCUUAUAUCGGAAAAUAGCCUCCACCCCCUCCAAGCAGUUUUUCCCUACAGCCAUCACCCGGCUGCCGACGGGCCACGAAACCGGUCGCUAUCUCGCGGUCUAUGUUGGUUUGUCGUAUUUGAGGGUGGCCUUCAUUGAUCUUCUGAAAGACCAACCCAUCCAGGGACAGUCGCGUGUCAGGAGAACCCUGGAGAAAGCGUGGCCCAUCGAAGAGCAUCUGCGACGAGAUGACGCGUUCAAUUUGUUCACCUGGAUUGGAGACUGUAUUGCCGAAGUGGUAGCCGACAGUCUCGAUAAUCCUCGAGAGAGAAUGCCAAGCGAACUAACUACAGGGAUCUCAUUUUGCUUGCCUCUUGAGCAAAAGUCACUCGACGAAGCCAUUCUGAUGCCCACGGGAAAAGGCUUUGUCUUGAGUUCAGAUCUAAACCUUCGCCAGGCCUUGCUGCGUGGGUAUGAGCGCCACACGCGUAGCUUUGAUGAAGACCGCGACCGACCAGGUCCAGCCAAAAAGCGCAAGCUUUACAGUCUACCUACCUUGAAAAUCGCUGUUAUGACUAACGAUACGGGCGCGACCCUUGCGUCGCUAGCAUACUCGAUCCCUUCGUUACCUAACACCCGCGUGGUUAUGGGUUUGAUUGUCGGGGCGGGCUGCAACGCGACUGUCCCUUUUCCAAUAGCAGACUUGCAUGAGUCUAAAACUCGGGAUCUUCGGUUGCAGGAACCGGAUGCGGUUGAAACACUUGUCUCUACAGAAUGGACAUUGUCGAGCGCGGCGGCUCCCUUAAAUGAACUAGGCAUCAUAACCGCAUGGGACGAAGAACUAGACAAACGAUCGAAGCGACCGGGGUUUCAACCGUUUGAGUAUAUGGUUGGAGGAGCACAUGUUGGCGAGCUAGUUCGAAUCAUCACGUUUGACUGGUUUCAUCGAGUUUGCGGAGUUGCGGCCUCUGACCUUCCCCCGAAGCUCGUCCAGGAACGGUCCCUUCAAACCGACUUUUUAUCCUUGGAAGUGGCGUCUGCUCACAGCAAAAGAAGACUUGCAGUCACAUUAUCAAAGCAUCUUCCUCCUCCGGAGAAGAGCAGCUGGACAUGGACUCCUGAAUCAGCAAGUGAUCUCCGUGCCAUUUCAGCGGCAAUACAGGACCGCGCGGCCUCUUUGGUGGCUUCUGCGGUCGUUGGGCUUCUGGUCUGUACGCGCGAGAUUCGUCUUCAAAAUCCCGAGUCCUCUAGCUCUCCGAAUGAUAAUCAAGAACCCAUCAGCAACGAACACCCCCUUGGUUCCGGUUGGAAAAAUGGACCCGAGGAGCUGGCGGUCGCAGUCUCGGGUGGUGUGAUCCAGCACUACCCGAACUAUAAGGCGACGGUUCAGAGAUAUAUCGACCGGCUUAUCUUACGCGCGGGCCCGCAGGAUGGAGGCAAAAGUGUUUUCCUUCGCGAGGUCAGCGAUGGUGGAAUUAUUGGGGUCGGUGUGCUUGCAGGAAUGGCCUCCGGAGAGAUAGGAGAAAUCAUUCUCGGAUCAUUAGACCGAGACAACCAUUUAGAUGAUGAUAACUAGAUUCAAUCAAUUUUUG